Molecule: messenger RNA, 4478 nt
Organism: Amoebophrya sp. A25
Lineage: Eukaryota; Dinophyceae; Syndiniales; Amoebophryaceae
Source: the annotation of a GenBank genome assembly
CGAGGAAUAAUUUAGAAGGACCUGCUGUAGCUGUUAUGUUACAGUUACUCAUCUUGUUGUUCUUCAAGUACGUAGAUCAGCAAUAAUGGCGGCCGUCAUGGCAUUGCUAACGGGGUGGACGAUGCAAGUGCAGCAGCGGUUUCGGCGAAAAGGUGGUGACUUGUUGCAGAUUCUCGUUUUUAUGUUUUUAGACGAGAACAUAUGUGAAGAUGAUGAUAGUAUCCAUGUGAUCGUGCUAGUCGUGGCUUUAUAUAUCUUCUUAAUUUUUGUGUGGCUCCACCUUUUAUAUUUAUUCAUAUUCGUCCUGUUUUCCUAACUGAAGGAUGUCUCUUCAAGGAUGAGUACUAUGGUUUUUUAUGCUCAUGCUUAGUCGUUUGUAUAUGAUGACCUGGCGUCACCCCUAGGCAUGAUUUAAUGGCAUCUAUUAUCAAAAUUGUCCUCACUCGUUGGCUAUUAAAACUCCUUUCAUAUUUGGCCUGCUGCUGUGGUGGGGACUAGCAGUGUACAUCAUAUCCGAAUCCAAGAUACUCAUGUCCCUGUCAACGUCAGCAGCGGCAGCAGCCACCACGCCCCUGGUGUCUCUCGAUACGGUCGUUAAGGUUAGAGCUUACGUCAUUAUAGAUACUUUGAUAUGUUAAUGUUGAUCGACGAUAAUUGAAGGUAUUCGUAUUAUUGUAAUAGUCGAGUUCGACAAAGAGGAAGAGCGCUGUUUUUUCUUUAAGUUGUUUACAUGAUGUUCGAGUGUAUCGAAUGCCAUAUUAUAUGAAGACUAGUAGGACCUCGACCUCACAUGACGAGGUCUUGAAAAGUACUUAUAAAGACCUGGUCUUCUGUACUCUAAUCUGGGCGGUAUCGCGAGCAAGAGCACCGAGGAGGAGGAGCUGCUACGAGGGGGCAGCACCUCGUCCACCCCGGUCGACAGAGUGAUCGAGACGCACCAAUUUCCAGAAAUCACGCUGUCACCAAAUGUAUUGCUAGGAUCUUUAUUCAUGACCUCAGGAUGCUCAAUCAGAAGCUACGACUAAGAAAAUCAAGUUAUCAAGUCCCUCUUUUUGACGUGUGUCCUUUUGUAUUACUUAAUUAGAAUUUCAAUUACUUUUACUUGUUGGCCGCGUAGAUAGUACAGAUGGCAGCCAGUCGCUGCCAGAACAGGAUUGGGAGUAGUGGACUAUGUGCUAUCUGCACCUUAGAGCUCUAAUUCUGAUGGAUGAGGCAACCGAUAUUAUCAGAGAGCACCACCACGCUGGCACGAGAAGUGCGAGCACUCUUCUCGUAGGUGCAUUCCCGUUUCCGUUGUUUAUCUCGGCGUGGUCCAACCUGGUGAUCACAAUCUCUUGUCUCUUUGUCUACUACAUGUGGCAGCGCCAUGCACGUGAAGAUGCAUCAUCCCCGUUCGCAAGGUUAUGAUGAACUUGAACAAGUAUGAUAAGUCUAACAACAACUGAAGAUAGCUUUCUUUUGUUGACUCUAACAACAGUAGGUAAAGAGGAAAUUCAAGUAUCUAUAUAGUAGACACUCUUCACAAAAAUUAGGGCACCAUACCAUAGAAAAAGAAAUUUCUGCAGCGAUUGCCAGGCUUCAGUCAUGACCUUUUCCUCUCAUUUUCAGGCAGGAGCGGUGAGUCGCGAAGUUUCCACGACCAGGGCGGUCAUCCCAUGGUACCAAGGCGAGGAGAGGAAGACUUUGGUUUUGGUAAUGAGCGAAGCCGCACUCAACAAGCGACAGAGACGAAGGAAGGUGCCCUCUAUGAGCAACCACCAGGAACAGAAAUUUUAUCGGAUUCCGACAGCUGCAUCUCAAAAGAUGCACAUACAUCUAGUACUGAACCUCAAACCCAGACUGGUGAGGAGGGGUCCUCGUCGUUCCCCACAAGAUCAUAUGCCGGAGCACACGGUAACGACCAGAAUGAAGAAAAGCAAUCUCUUGUACUGGGGAUGACGGCUGCGGAAGAACCGAAAGCAGCGUUGACCCACAUCGACUUCUACGUCGAAAGUGUUUUUAGGGCAAAAGUCGUACUAGUGACUUCGUGAGGGUACAACUAGUAUAAUACGCUACUAGCUGCAGAAGGAAGUAGGAAAGGCACAAGAAUGUUGUUGCACGGCUAUUGAACAAGUGCCCAUACUUAAGUACUAGCACUACUUCUAGUUGUGACGACGAUUACAACAAUGUAGUACCAUUAGGAUUAGAGUUUCCACUUCAUCGACGAGCUUUAAUGUCACCAUGCGGGCGGCGGUCUACCGUUUUGUCAUGGCGAAAACGCCACAAUUUCGCUACCUAGCGGUAGCCAUUGGAUGCGUUCAGGGUAUAGAAAUUGGGGCAACGAACACGUCCUUGUAUGUACGAGUGGAAUUCUUCUUGUCCGGAAAACACGACUAUUUGGGUAGAAAUACUUGCAUUUGUCAGGAGUAUUAUUAUUGAUUGGCUUAAAUAUAUAUGCAAGUGCAACUACCAACUAGGCGGUCCCUGGAUUAUUUUGUCUUUCCUUUUUUCGUCUUCAUGCCUACACUUGCCGAUAGUUGUGCGCACAAUCUUGCAGUCCUUGAAUCCGCUUGUGAUGUACAUCGUGUGUCGCAUUAUGGGUUUGGAGGAUGGCGCACAGACAUCAGUUGGAGCAUCCGUGUUGUUCUGUUCGGUCGGUGGACUCUUCCUGUGUCACAGAGGCGAGCUUGCGGCGGAUGGCGCAUCCGCAAAAACUGCCUUCUCCAACCUGAAUAACACUGGCGUCAUAUUCUCAUUCGUGGCGGCAGUAUUACGAUCUCCUUUCUUUCUCUCUACACUUUACCUGGCAACAUUGUAAAAAAAUUCUUUCCUAUUCCCAUCAAAAUCAAUUGUCGUACAACUUACUACAGCUGGAUUUUCGAACUCAUAUCUACGACCUGAUUUCUUUUCGUCUUUUCCCCUUUCCUCUGUUACAGCUUUGUAGCUGCGUGCGGUGGGCCUUGUUACAGCGGCUAUUGCAUCAUGCUGAUGAUCAUGAUGGUUCGCAACGGAUGCCCCGUGGAGAACAGCAGAAGCAAAAUCCCGUCGAGGUCUUACUCUUCACAGCGCCAGUAACUGGGUUAAUGCUUUCGGUUGGAAGCAUCCUCUUCGAAGGAAGCCCAGCUUUCUUCACUUUUGUCUUCUUAUGAGGAUACUUCUUGUUCUUCUAUGUAUAUGUAUUGCUUCUCAACUGCAACGUUGGUGAGGUUGAGACUAGAAGUAUAAGACUGUGAACAAGAAACGAUAACUGCUUGGCCUACUUCUUCUGAACUCGAAGAAAUGGAAAUCAUGAACCUACUUCUCUCCUUUCAUUGUGUAGAUGCAGCCUGUGGAUACCGAUGACCGCCAUAGGCUUCUCCGUCAUGCUCGUCGUCCUCUGUGAGCUGCGACUUGUACAACUGACGAGUACUACUAUUUCGAACCCCUACUUCCAUCUCGUUCUGAAACUAACCGAUUCUAUUCGUGCCUUGUGAAACUGAGAGGUGACCGCUUCAGCUUUGUUGCCUACCAUUCACAACUAUGAUUUUCUAAAGGUGAAAAAUUCCAUGUCGAUUUACUUUUUGGUUUUCCUUUACGUCAUCAUCCAAUUUCUUUCAGGUGCUUUAAGCCUAUGCAUUUUUGGCGUGAUUCACAACCUGGUGAUCAUAGUAAGCGGUGUAUUUAUUUUCGGGGAGCGACUUAGCGAACUCCAGGUCCUCGGCGUGGCCGUGGGACAAUUCGGCUGUCUGCUUUAUAGCUUAGCCAAGGCAAUGUUAGGGCAAUGCUCUAGGUCUAGAACUAGAUGUAGAUCUAGUAGUCGAAUAGUGAUUUCUGUUUCCAUGUUGAUACGCUAUUAAGCGUAAGCGAGCUUAUGCCUUAACCUUAUGCUGUUAAUGAUAUUAGUUUUAGUUCAAGAACGGUUUCGAAUGCUAGAAAUAGAACUAGAGAUGUGCGGCAUUGGAAUAUAUACGUCGUGUCAAGAACAUUGUAUUCGUAGCCGCCUUCACUUCACGGCGUUUUCGUUGCUACCGAAUCUUUCUCCUAGAAACAAAGUGAUGCUGAUAAAGAAAGAGAGCGUUGCUAAGAAUGCACAAAAGGAGGCGCAACGCCGCAGGAGCAAGUACAGACGAAGAUACGACGAAGAUGGCCGUCUCGUCAGACGAGUCCCGCCUUGAAAUUGCGGCAAUUGGAGUCCCAGCUACGGAAGUCUCACACGCAACAAGAGAUUACAGACACGCAUUCAAUCAAAUUGAUGGAAAUAGUGGCGCUACUUCUUCGUGUAAUAGAAGCCAGGAUGGAGAUGGAUUACGAGGGGAUAGGAAGUCAUCACUUCCGCAUUUCGUCAUUGAUGUCAAAAGUAGUAAUCGAUUUUCCACUUCCAACCCGCCCCCUCCAUAUGAUCAUGCGCAUGUUCCUGGAGGAGGUUGGCGUAUCGAAAAAGCAUCGCACAAGCAAGAACAUAAUCGUGACUUUAUUAAUACCCAAGGUAAGGUGAAGCCGGGAAGAUGCACCACAACAGG